GCGAGCAGCUCUGUCUUCUCUCAUGUAGCGCUUCAGUCAUGAAGUCGUUCCCGGUCCUCCUGCUUCUUCUUCUCCUCUCUCCCCGGACUGAAGGACUCAAAACCCGGGACCAGAACUCUUCACAUGUCCCGGACGUGGACCUGGUUGUGGACGUGUCCUCUGCGGUCCGCCGGGUGGACCUGCGCUUUCUGUCCGUCACAAUCGAUGCGAGCCUGGCUUCAGAGGAGAAGUUCAUGUACCUGUUGGGCUCUCCAAAGAUAAGGACGCUGGCCCGGGCGUUGACUCCGUCCUUCCUGAGGUUUGGAGGAACCCGACAGGACUUCAUGGUGUUCACUCCUCAGAAGAGUCAUGAGCAGGGUUCAGGUGUCACCGCAGCACUAUCAUGUGAUAAACUGGAGCUGCCCCCGUGGCUGGAGGAGCGUCUGAAGAACGAGUGGACUCAACAACAAGUUCUCCUCAUGAAGGAAGACCUGAGGAGGAAAUACAGAAGAGUUAAAUUCACAGAAAACACCAUCGAUAUGCUGCACUCCUUCACAAACUGCUCGGGGAUGGAUCUGAUCUUCGGGCUGAACGCACUGCUCAGAACAGCCGACAACGCCUGGAACAGUAGCAACGCCCGCCAACUGCUGCAGUACUGUGAGUCCAGACGGUACACCAUGUGCUGGGAGCUCGGCAACGAGCCAAACAGCUACGAGAAGAAGGCGGGGAUUCGAGUGGACGGGUUCCAGCUGGGUCAGGAUUUCACCCAUCUCAGGGAGAUGAUGUCACAGUCUGAACUUUACCGCCACGCCGGACUGUUCGGGCCGGACGUCGGUCAGCCCAGAGACCACAGGACGGACAUCAUGCAGGGAUUUCUGCAGAGUGGAGCAGACGCUGUAGAUGCUGUGACCUGGCAUCAUUAUUACGUGAACGGCAGGGACACGUCCCUGGAGGACUUCCUGGAUCCUGAAGUUCUGGACACUCUGACCCUAAAGACCAAUGAAGUCCUACAGACGGUGAAGCUGGUUUCUCCGGGGAAGAAGGUGUGGCUCGGGGAGACCAGUUCGGCCUUCGGGGGAGGAGCCGCCGGUCUUUCGGACACGUUCGUCGCAGGAUUCAUGUGGCUGGAUAAACUGGGCCUGGCCGCCACGCUGGGUCUUGACGUGGUGAUGAGACAGGUGUUUGUCGGCUCUGGGAGUUAUCACCUGGUGGACGAAAACCUGGACCCACUUCCUGAUUACUGGCUGUCUGUUCUCUAUAAGAGACUCGUUGGACCGGUGGUUUUAAAAGUUGAAGCCUUUUCUGACUUUGCCCGCCACAAACGAGUGAGGCUGUACCUGCACUGUGCGCACCAGCAGAGAUACAGACGAGGAGCCGUCACGCUCAUCUCCAUGAACCUGAGGAAUAAAGCGGUCAGGAUCUCCGUUCCUGCUCGUCUCUCGUCCAGCACAGUGGAGGCGUUUGUUCUCCAGUCGGAGCGUCCGGGGGAGGAGGGGCUGUACUCCAGGUCUGUGACCCUGAACAAAGACGUUUUAAAGAUGGUGGACGAUAAAACUCUCCCUGAGUUGAAGGGAGCUCGUCUCCCGCCGUCUGAACAUCUACAACUUCCUGCUUACUCGCUGGCGUUUUUCGUCUUUAUCGACGCCGGAGCUGCCGCCUGUUUGUGACCUCUGUGACACCUGGACACGGACUCCUCAGAGGGACAAUUUUAUACGCCAAUGACAUCACCUUUAAACCAGCAGGUGUGUCACCGAGAGCUGCUCAUCACUGGAAGACCUCGAGUCAGAUUUAAAUAGAGACUGAAGGUUUUUAUUUAUAUGAAAUAAUGAUUGCUGUGUUACUGAAGUUUCCUUUCUAUUUGCGAUAAACAUUGUUGUUGACCUGAA
Molecule: messenger RNA, 1865 nt
Organism: Labrus bergylta (ballan wrasse)
Lineage: Eukaryota; Metazoa; Chordata; Actinopteri; Labriformes; Labridae
Gene: hpse
Product: heparanase
Biological process (GO): angiogenesis involved in wound healing; cell-matrix adhesion
Cellular component (GO): extracellular matrix; membrane
Molecular function (GO): hydrolase activity, acting on glycosyl bonds
Source: RefSeq, a predicted model, not a curated record